GUUUAGAGAUUAUUUUAAUGCCAAAAUGGCUGAAAUUUUUGUAGCGGGAACGAAAUCAAGAUAAAAUCUUAAAAGUUAAAGGUUUUAUUAUCUACAACACUUACAAGUAUUUAACUAAGUUGCAAAAAGACCACAAUGAGUGAAUUUAAGGUACACCACCAUGUUAGUGAGCUGAUGAACCAGCUAGAUGUCCGUUCAACUGAUACAGUGGGUGCUGAAGUAUACACAGAGAUGUUAUUAAAGAAUACAACACCAUACAUAACCACUAAUGUAUCUGCAAAUCAAGCUAAGAGGAAAAUAGCCGAAUCAUCAAAAACACCAAUAGAAUUCCUUGCUAAGUAUGAUGAGCUAAAAUCUAAAAAUGUACGAGAUUUGGAUCCAUUGGUUUUUCUUAUGUCAAAAUUGAGUGAGGAAGAACAGACAAAAGCAGUGCUAGAGAAGAAUUUCAGAGAUAAAGCAGAGAUACAAGGGGCAACUAUAACUCCACAUGAUAUUCCACAGAUGCCUGCCGCUGGACAGAAAUAUACACCACAGAAUGUUGUUGAGUUACAAAUGCAGUUGAGAAAAUUGAAGGAAGGGCCAGCUGUGUCACAGGUCACAUCAUCUGAAAUGUUGAGGAAAGCCUUACGAGAGAAACAAGUUCAAAGAAAUGUAAACUUGCCACAUCAACCAGAGUGGUUAUUUCAGAGAUCAGCUCUCACUAUGGACUUUAUUGUAGGAGUUGAUGGACCGACAGAUUCUAAUAUUGUGCCACUUGGAAACUUGCCAACUAUGAUGCAGGAACAAGCCAUCUUAGAUGAUCUUCUCUGUUGUAUGCAGGGCAUAGAAGGGAAGUAUAUUCUAGCUAGAGCACUUACAGAAAGAUAUGCCCCUAAAGAGUUUAUGAUAGAUCAGAGUCUAGAUGCAUCAUUGUUAGAAAUGGUGAAGAGAAUUCUGCCACUUUCAUCCAACUAUUCCACUGUUGUACGAUUUAUUGAAGAGAAAUCAGCAUUUGAGUAUGGUUUGGUGAAUCAUGCCCUCAGUUCUGCCAUGAGAACUCUUGUUAAGGACUAUAUGGUGUUGGUUGCUCAGUUAGAACAACAGCUUAGACUGGGCACCCUUUCUUUACAAAAGUUAUGGUUUUAUAUUCAACCUUCUAUGAAAACACUGGAAAUAAUGGCAUCUAUAGCUAAUUCAAUAAACAGGGGAGAGUGUAUUGGUGGGGCAGUGCUCAGUUUGUUACAUGAUAAAACAUCCAGUUUUAUUGGUGAUGUGAAAGGCCAAGAACUUUGUUUGUAUUUGACACAAUCAGCAUGUGUUCCAUACUUUGAGGUAUUAGAGAAGUGGAUUUAUAAAGGAAUCAUAAAUGAUCCAUAUUCUGAGUUCCUGGUAGAGGAGAAUGAAACAAUCAACAAAGAAAAACUACAGGAAGAAUACAAUGAUGAUUACUGGGAACAUCAUUAUACAAUAUGUAGAGAACGUAUACCUGUCUUCCUAGAACAAAUGGCUGAUAAAAUUCUCAACACCGGGAAAUACCUGAAUGUUGUAAGGCAAUGUGGUCGAGAUGUUAAAUGUCCAAAUGCGGAGGAGGUUGUGUAUACAUUAAAGGAGAAGAAAUACUUUGAGCAGAUAGAGAGAGCAUAUAGUUAUGCCAGUAAACUGUUGUUAGAUUUACUUAUAGAAGAAAAAGAAUUGCUCGCUAGAAUAAGAUCAAUCAAGCAUUAUUUCCUACUGGACAAGGGAGAUUUUAUUGUUCAGUUUAUGGACAUGACAGAAGAUGAGAUGAAGUUAGACAUUGAGAAUAUUAUGCCACAGAGGCUCGAAUCUCUGCUAGAACUUGCUCUACGUACCAGCACUGCCAAUGUAGAUCCAUACAAAGAUGAUCUCAAAGUGGAUCUUUUGCAGUAUGAUUUAAUCACACAGAUGUUCAAAAUAUUGUCCAUAGAAACCAGCAUGGAGGGAGAUUACAAGAAGUUCCGUAGUGAUCCUACAGAUCUACAUUUAUCUGGUCUGGAGUCAUUCUCAUUUGAUUAUGUUGUAAAGUGGCCAGUUUCCUUAGUGUUAAACAGAAAAGCAUUAACUAGAUACCAGAUGUUGUUCAGACAUUUGUUUUACACAAAACAUGUUGAAAGACAGCUGUGUAGUGUUUGGGUGGGUAACAAGUCAGCUAAGAUGUACAGUUUACAAUCAGCAAGAUGGUACUCGGCUGCCUUCGCUCUCAGACAACGUAUGUUGAACUUUGUACAGAACUUUGAAUACUACAUGAUGUUUGAAGUAGUGGAACCAAGCUGGCUCAUUUUUGAGAGUAAUAUGUUGUCUGUGUCCAAUGUUGAUGAUGUAUUAAAAUUCCACACAGACUUUCUCAACAACUGUCUUAAAGACUGUAUGUUAACCAAUCCCCAGCUGUUGAAAAUUGUCCAUAAACUAAUGAUGGUGUGUGUGACCUUCUCCAACUAUAUAAUG
Molecule: messenger RNA, 2442 nt
Organism: Ruditapes philippinarum (Manila clam)
Lineage: Eukaryota; Metazoa; Mollusca; Bivalvia; Venerida; Veneridae
Product: gamma-tubulin complex component 2-like
Biological process (GO): mitotic cell cycle; cytoplasmic microtubule organization; spindle assembly
Cellular component (GO): equatorial microtubule organizing center; spindle pole; gamma-tubulin small complex
Molecular function (GO): gamma-tubulin binding; microtubule minus-end binding
Source: RefSeq, a predicted model, not a curated record